GAGUGUGUCCAGACGGAGAACUGUCAGCAUGAACGGUGUAGCGCUUUUACUAGUGAUUGCCCUAGCGGCAGGUUCUUCAGAGGGCUUUGGCUAUCCAAAACGUUUCCUCAAAAUAGUUCCUGCACCUAUGCCAAUCCCUGUUAAAGCCCCAGUUUUCAUCGACAGACAUCAUUUAAUGAUAAAACAAGUUCCAAAGAUCCGGACAGUCGUGUUGAAAAAGACAGUACCACAGAUACACAAAGUUCCGCAUAUCGUUAAAGUACCAAAGAUCAAAACAGUUUACCAGAGAGUACCUGUCAAACAACAAGUUCUAGUAAAUAAUCCAGUUGUCAUUAGGGAGCCCGUACCACGAGACCGUACCUUGGUCGUGAACAACCCUAUCCCAGUUAAGCAACAACAACAGCCAGUUGUGGUGAAAGUCAACCAAGGAGUCGGGCCAGCUGAUUUCGGUGAUGGACAUGGAGUUGCAAACCUGGGUCCAGCACCAGGACUAGUUGACAUUGGACCAGGUCAAGGACCAAUUGACAACGGACUAGGGUUUGGACAUUCUGAUUUAGGAUUUGGAAAUGGGCAUUCUGAUUUAGGAUUUGGAAAUGGGCAAUCUGAUUUAGGAUUUGGAAACGGGCAUUCUGAUUUAGGAUUUGGAAAUGGGCAAUCUGAUUUAGGAUUUGGAAAUGGAAACUCAGGUUUGGGAUUAGGAAAGGGACAUUCAGACUUGGGAUUAGGAAAUGGGCAAUCUGUUGUGGGAUUAGGAAACGGACAUUCUGAUUUUGGACUGGGAAAUGGACAAUCUGAUUUUGGACUGGGAAUUGGACAAUCUGAUUUUGGACUGGGAAAUGGACAAUCUGAUUUUGGACUGGGAAUUGGACAAUCUGAUUUUGGACUUGGAAAUGGAAAAUCUGAUUUUGGACUUGGAAAUGGAAAAUCUGAUUUUGGACUGGGAAAUGGAGCAGGAAACGACCUUGGAAUAGGCUUCAAUCAGAUCGGUCUUGGUGCCAUUGACAACUUCGGGGCAUUCUCUGGCCGAGGUGCUGGGGGUGAAGGCGGAUUACUUCAGGACGCACUUUAGCUGCAAAACGAUUCCAGUUGCUUGCACUAGGGCGGACGCACUCAGUGAUUCCCAAGUUGUUUGUGUACAAUCAUUUGUUAUCUUGGCACAAUGUUUAUUCAAUAAUAAUACAAUUAUGUUUUGAC
This is a messenger RNA of Mizuhopecten yessoensis (Yesso scallop), 1194 nucleotides long. RefSeq lists its product as uncharacterized. The record is from RefSeq and is a predicted model, not a curated record. Bases 29 to 1069 code for a protein of 346 amino acids. NCBI's taxonomy places the organism in Eukaryota, Metazoa, Mollusca, Bivalvia, Pectinida, Pectinidae. The transcript is spliced from 15 exons.